AUGGCCAUGGGAGAGCAUGGAAAGGAUGGGGCUGGAAUUUGGGGAUGGCUACAACUUUCGGAACGAAACAACAUUUCCUUAUUCCACCUGCACUAUGAGGAUGAGAAAACCGGGGCACGACGGCUCAGUUUUAGCUAUUCCGGCCUCAAGUCAUGGCCAGACGGCUUUGGCCAGACGAGAAACGAAACACCAGAACUAAGGAUCAAGAGCGGCGGCGGCGGCGGCGACGACGACGACGACGACGAGCGACGACAGCAACAGGGGGCGGCAGCUGGGCCAGAGGUCAGUACAUCGAAUGCAGGGUCGAGCGAGGAGAGAAGAGAAGAGAAGGAAGAGAGUGACGGACGGAGACGAGGCCAGAUGGCGGCAUGGGGCUCGCCUCGGAAAGAAAGCGCCACCGAGAGAGAGAAGCGUUGGAAAAUCAAUGUUAACAAAUGGGCCAUGAUCAAACGACAAAAGCACACAGCGUCCAAGAUGCCCAGGGGCCAGGGCGGCGCGGCCAGCGAGACGGCCGGUACCGGGCGGACUCCUGUUACCAUUGCUGCCGCGUACUCCGUACUCGGCGCUACCACUUGCAAGUUGCAUGCGACGCGCCGGGAAUAUUCAGGCUCGUGGCUCGUGGCUCGUGGUCGUGGCUCGUGGCUCGUGGCUCGGGGCCUAUCGCUCAUCGCUCAUCGCACCCCCCGGCCGCCACCGGCCGAAGCAAGCUACGCACUUGCAUUGAACCUGGCGCACUGGGUUGAGUCGGGUUCAACGGCGCAGCUCGUCAACGUGGGAACUUUAUCAUGA
Molecule: messenger RNA, 789 nt
Organism: Metarhizium album ARSEF 1941
Lineage: Eukaryota; Fungi; Ascomycota; Sordariomycetes; Hypocreales; Clavicipitaceae
Exons: 3
Coding region: 1-789 (262 amino acids)
Source: RefSeq, a predicted model, not a curated record